AUGCGGCUUUUGGAAGGCUGGGAAAUUUCAGAUGCACAAGUGAGUGAGGUUGUGAAGAAGCUUCCAUUGUUGGAAGAGUUUGAAAUAUCAUUCUGCUACGACCUAUCUAAGGACACUUUGGAACUCAUGGGCAAAUGUUGCCCCCAUUUGCAAGUGCUGAAAUUUAACAUGCAGGAAACUAAAGGCUAUGAGUGUGAUGAUGAGGCGUUUGCGAUUGCGAAAACCAUGCCUCGGCUACGUCAUAUCCAGCUUCUGGGAAACAGCCUCACUAAUGAAGGCUUGCUUGCCAUUCUUGAUGGAUGCCCUCAUCUUGAAUCUCUUGACCUGCGUGUUUGUUCCAAUGUCAAAUUGAGUGGAAGUUUGAAGGAAAGGUGUCUUAAGCAGAUAAGAGAUUUACAUUUUCCUGAAGACUUGAGUGAUGAAGUUUUCAUGUAUGUUGGAUCUGACAACAUUGACUGGGGCAAUGACUGGCCAAGCAAUGACUGGCCAUAUGAUCUUCCAGAUGACAUCUUGGAUCUAUUAUGA
This is a messenger RNA of Lotus japonicus, 525 nucleotides long. RefSeq names its product putative F-box/LRR-repeat protein 23. The record is from RefSeq and is a predicted model, not a curated record. Bases 1 to 525 code for a protein of 174 amino acids. Lineage: Eukaryota; Viridiplantae; Streptophyta; Magnoliopsida; Fabales; Fabaceae. The transcript has a single exon.